Molecule: messenger RNA, 875 nt
Organism: Solenopsis invicta (red fire ant)
Lineage: Eukaryota; Metazoa; Arthropoda; Insecta; Hymenoptera; Formicidae
Gene: Trs20
Product: probable trafficking protein particle complex subunit 2
Exons: 3
Coding region: 334-756 (140 amino acids)
Biological process (GO): endoplasmic reticulum to Golgi vesicle-mediated transport
Cellular component (GO): cytoplasm; nucleus; TRAPP complex
Source: RefSeq, a predicted model, not a curated record
ACCAAUUAAGCAUCGAACCAUCUAACCAUCGAAGAAAAUGUGUUGCAACCUUUUAGCUCACGACUGCAUGUAUGUCAUACAUACACAGCAAUAUAAGGAACUUUUGUGUCUGGCACACUUAUUGAGUGUUCUUUAACUCAUCAUUAUAUAACAUAAUCAACGAAUACAUCAGAUGCGCAAACUGCGCAAAUGUAUGGAGAUUUCCAUUAUACAAUAGAAUUGCCCUACUUUAAAAUGGAUAUGGCUGGAUAUGGCUGCGCCGUGUAUGGAACAUAAAAGACGUGACGAAAAAGUCACGUAUCGUAUUGUAACGUAACCGUUCGGCAUUUCGCUAUGACCUCAAAUUAUUACUUCGCGAUAGUCGGCCACGCCGACAAUCCGUUGUUCGAGAUAGAGUUCAAUAAUGCCGGAAAAGAUGCGAAGAAGGAGGAUCACUCGCAUUUAAAUCAAUUCAUCGCCCAUGCGGCGCUCGACCUCGUCGACGAGCACACGUGGAAGACGACGAAUAUGCAUUUAAAAGUCGUGGAUAAAUUCAACCAGUGGUUCGUCAGUGCGUUUGUAACGGCAACUCACAUACGAUUCGUCAUGGUGCACGACAGUAAAAACGAGGACGGGAUCAAGAACUUUUUUAACGAAAUGUAUGAGACCUACAUAAAGUACUCGAUGAAUCCAUUUUACAAACUGAAUACUCCUAUCAAGUCCUUGGGAUUUGAGAAAAAGGCACAAUUAUAUGGCAGAAAAUAUUUAUCUUCGUGAAUAUGAGGAUUGUACAAGUAAGAGUGUUUAUAAUAUAUUUGCUUUUCUUCUCUUCAUUUAAGAUUUGUAUGUGACAUGUGCUAUUGAUAUUUAAUAAAUAAAUAUUGUAAAUAUCUUUC